AUGGCGAUGCUCCUGCAGCCCGGGAUGCAGAGCCUGCGGAUGGGAGCCAACGGUGAGCGCUGCCCGACGCCCACCCCCCCUGGCACACCCGGCACCCCCCACGAGAGCUGCAGCAUCGCCCCCCUGACGCCCUCCCAGUCACCCAGGAGCGAGACCCGUUCCCAGCAGGGUCCUUCCUUCGCCGUGGUCGUGGCCAUCGACUUCGGCACCACGUCCAGCGGCUACGCCUUCAGCUUCACCAGCGACCCCGAGGCCAUCCACAUGAUGAGGAAAUGGGAAGGGGGGGACCCGGGGGUGGCCAACCAGAAGACCCCCACCAGCCUGCUGCUGACCCCGGAGGGCACGUUCCACAGCUUCGGCUACACCGCCCGCGACACCUACCACGACCUGGACCCCGAGGAGGCCCGCGAGUGGCUCUACUUCGAGAAGUUCAAGAUGAAGAUCCACAGCACCAGCGAUCUGACCAUGAAAACCGAACUGGAGGCCGUCAAUGGGAAGAAGAUGCCGGCGCUGGAGGUGUUCGCCCACGCCCUGCGCUUCUUCAAGCAGCACGCGGUGCAGGAGCUGCAGGAGCAGUGCCCGGCGCUGCCCGAGCGCGGUGCCAUCCGCUGGGUGCUCACCGUGCCCGCCAUCUGGAAGCAGCCGGCCAAGCAGUUCAUGCGGGAGGCGGCCUACGAGGUGGGAGGCGCCCCCCAUCCCGCGUCCUCAGGGGGUCCCUACGGGGCCGUGGGGGUGGACCUGGCGUUCGAGAAGCUGCUGUGCCAGAUUUUCGGGGAGGAUUUCAUCGGCACGUUCAAGGCGCGGCGCCCCGCCGCCUGGGUGGACCUGACCAUCGCCUUCGAGGCGCGGAAACGCGCGGCCGCCCCGUCCCGCUGCAGCCCCCUCAACAUCUCCCUGCCCUUCUCCUUCAUCGACUUCUACCGCAAACACCGCGGCCACAACGUGGAGACCGCGCUCCGCAAGAGCAAUGUGAACUUUGUGAAGUGGUCGUCGCAGGGGAUGCUCCGGAUGUCUCCGGAGGCCAUGAACGAGCUCUUCCAGCCCACCAUCACCCACAUCAUCCAGCACAUCGACUCUCUGCUGAAGAAGCCGGAGGUGGAGGGCGUCAAGUUCCUGUUCCUGGUCGGGGGCUUCGCGGAGUCUCCGGUGCUGCAGCGGGCGGUGCAGGCGGCCUUCGGCGCCCGCUGCCGCGUCAUCGUCCCGCAGGACGUGGGGCUCACCAUCCUCAAGGGCGCCGUGCUCUUCGGCCUCGACCCCGGCGUGGUGCGGGUGCGGCGCUCGCCCCUCACCUACGGCGUGGGCGUCCUCAACAAGUUCGUGGAGGGGAAGCACCCGCGGGAGAAGCUGCUGGUCAAGGAGGGCCGCAACUGGUGCACGGACGUCUUCGAGAAGUUCGUGUCCGUGGACCAGUCGGUGGCGCUGGGGGAGGUGGUUCAGCGCAGCUACUGCCCCGCGCGGCCCGGCCAGCGCCGCACCCUCAUCAACAUCUACUGCAGCGCCCGCGACGACGUGCGCUACAUCACCGACCCCGGCGUGCGCCACUGCGGCACCAUCAGCCUCCAGCUCGACGGGGACGGGGGGGACGGGGGGGACGCCGGCCCGGCGCGGGGCCGCAGGGAGAUCCGGGCCAGCAUGCAGUUCGGGGACACCGAGAUCAAGGUCACCGCCGUGGACACCCGCACGGCACGGACGGUGCGGGCCACCAUCGACUUCCUGUCCAACUGAGAGCCCUGGGACUGCCACCAUCGACUUCCUGUCCAACUGAGAGCCCUGGGACUGCCACCAUUGACCAGGACCUGCCACCAUCGACUGCCUGUCCAACUGAGAGCCCUGGGACUGCCACCAUCCACCAGGACCUGCACCAUCGACCUCCUGUCCAACUGAGCCCCCACCAUCAACCUCCUGUCCAACUGAGACACCCUGGGACUGCCACCAUCCACCAGGACCUGCCACCGUCGACCUCCUGUCCAGCUGAGAGCCCUGGGACUGCCACCAUCCACCAGGACCUGCCACCAUCCACCAGGACCUGCCACCA
Molecule: messenger RNA, 2035 nt
Organism: Corapipo altera (White-ruffed manakin)
Lineage: Eukaryota; Metazoa; Chordata; Aves; Passeriformes; Pipridae
Product: heat shock 70 kDa protein 12B-like
Source: RefSeq, a predicted model, not a curated record